CCAGUCCGGUCUAGCAAGUCACCUGCUCGGCUCGAAGGUUACGAAAUUAACAUCCCUCGCGCUAGCGGCCGCCUCCAACAGUCUCAACGGGCACAAUUAAGCGAAGAUGCCCUACGCAACCUACCUACCUCUAUACGAGAUGAAUACAUCCGCCCUUUCGCCCGUGAUGUGAGUAAAAGAGAGGGCAUCGCUGCCGCCGAGGGCCGCUAUAUCUCUGCCUUGAUUCAACGUGCCUCGUCUAAGCUUAAUAUCUACUACAAUAAACUUACUAACUCGUCCUUAUUUGUGGCCUACGUUAUCCUAUAUCCCGACUACUCGAUGACGUAUCUCGAAGGUCUGUGGAAUGCAGAUUUCCAACACGAAUGAAUCCUCGAUGCCAAGAGGGACCUCAAGGACCACUUCAAGUGUUGGUAUACCUCUGAUCAUGCCGACCGUAGCGAGAAACCGAACCGCUCUGCCCCGUGAGGCCUCAAGCUCGAGAAGAGUCCAGCCUGAUACCUUACUCGAAGAGCUUGACAGAUUCUACAAGGUAAAGCAUGAGACCACGGAUGAACCGAUUGCGUGGUAGGAAUAUCCAGCACCGUCACAGCUUACCUUCAUUAUCUUACCUAUACCAGCGAUGGCUGCUGACUGUGAGAGUGUCUUUAGUCUCUCGAAGCUCACGAUGGCCUCACAGCGUCGGUCAAUACAUCUGGAGACCCUCGCGUUCUUGCAAUGCCUCAAGAAUUGGAGCCGGACUCGCGGCAUACGGUUUAGCAAUCUCCUCGCAGAUCCCAU
Molecule: messenger RNA, 777 nt
Organism: Ilyonectria robusta
Lineage: Eukaryota; Fungi; Ascomycota; Sordariomycetes; Hypocreales; Nectriaceae
Exons: 3
Source: RefSeq, a predicted model, not a curated record